AUGGUCGCUGGGCUGCUCUCUAGACUGAUGCGAGCGCGCUCCCUCGCAGCGGGCCUCCUGCUGCACGCGUGCUCGGCAGCGGUGCUCGCGCCGCCGACCAUUUCCCGCCACUCGGUUGCGCUGCCGGCCCUUCGCAUAGGUGGCGAGUGGGCCGGCCACACUGUGGAGUUCUCGCCGGAAUCCGGCUGUGCGCUGUCCAGCGUCGAGGUGCUGGCUUGUGAGCGGUGGAACGCUGACCGCCGACUGGAACGGCGCACGAUCGAGUUCAAUGCCGACGGCGCUGCCAUGAGCGAGGGCGUCGUGCUGCCGUUCGCGCAGAGUGGCUCCGAGGUGCUCACUCUCGGCGCGAGGAUGCUGGAGCCCGACGUGCUCAACAUCCGGGCGUGGGCGCUGGAUGCGGUCGACGAGACCUCUCCGGGCACGUGGGACUGCGAGGCGAUCAUCGACGGCCUCAGCGGCGACCGGCCGGCGGAGCGCGCAGGGGCGCUCGAGUGCCCAAAGGUGAGGACGCGCGUGCGGUGCCGCUUUGACCCGACGGCGGGAAGGGUCGACCCAGCGUCGCCGGUUGCGAUCUCGCUCGAGCGCUGCUGGUCGGUGACGCCGUCGGCGGCGCUAGACGAGGCGGGGCCUGCUGCUGUGGACGCAGAGUGGCGGUCUGCUGUGGUUGGGAUGGAGAGCUUUGGUGAGGGAGAGGGCACUCUCUCCGCCGCCGGCAUCGAGCUUCAUGGCGAGCCUGGGCUGCUGCGACUGACGCUGCGUUCGGGAACGAGGGCGCAGAACGGCUACUCGAGCGUGUCCAUCUCCCGCAGCUGGGUGGGCGAGUGUUGCGAGGGCCCCGACGCCGCUUGCUCCGUCUUCACUGAGGUGGAGGUGACGGACGAUACGACUGGGGAUAAAUGA
Molecule: messenger RNA, 900 nt
Organism: Emiliania huxleyi CCMP1516
Lineage: Eukaryota; Haptophyta; Isochrysidales; Noelaerhabdaceae
Exons: 1
Coding region: 1-900 (299 amino acids)
Source: RefSeq, a predicted model, not a curated record